This is a messenger RNA of Paramuricea clavata, 1269 nucleotides long. NCBI's taxonomy places the organism in Eukaryota, Metazoa, Cnidaria, Anthozoa, Malacalcyonacea, Plexauridae. The record is from the annotation of a GenBank genome assembly.
AUGAGUAUACCGCCGGAGGCCCCCGUUAGGAUUAUACCGCCGGAGGCCCUCGAGACAGACAAGCUAUUCUUGCCAGAGCGAGAAAACACCAUCCAGUUCAAACAGACGGAGAUCGCUAGAGCGCAACGAGAAGACCCAACGACAAGUCGGGUUCAGUGGUAUGUACGGGCACGAAAGAAACCAACUCUCGAAGAAAAGCAACAACAAACCCCUGAACUAGAAAAAUACCUCCGGGAGUGGCAUAAUCUCGUGAUCGACAAGAAGACCGGUAUUUUGUAUCGAGGCCAGCAACUUGUAUUACCAACGAAGUAUAGAAAAAACCAUGACCAGCCGACAAUUUUAAAAAAUAGAGUAAAAAACAAAUUCCAAAAAUACAGGACAUCUUGAGAAUUCAAUAUAUAAUUCAAAACAAGACGCAGUUUGAGACUGUAAAUUUUCGACUUUAUUGGAUCCUUAGUAUUUCGAGAACUACACGAGAAAAUGGGCCAUCUCGUUUUCAACCUCGCGAGGGAACGGUUCUAUUGGCCUGGAAUAAAGAACGAUAUUGAACAUUUAUCACGCACGUCUGUAGUUGUGUUAAACAGAGAAAACCCACCUUUACCAACAGAGAACCACUUCACUCCAUUUCUACGUCCGCACCAUUCGAACUGGUAUCAAUUGAUUUUGUAUACCUUGGUCAUAGUCGACCACCUUACCAGAUAUACACAAGUGUAUCCAACACGGAACAAGACUGCGGCCACCGCAGCCGAUAAAAUUUACAAUGAUUUCAUUCCGCGCUUCGAGUUCCCAUCUAGAAUACAUCACCACAAGGGAGGGGAGUUUGAAAAUAAACUGUUUCGUAGACUAGAGCAGCUCUCGGGAAUCGCACAUUCAAGAACAACACCCUAUCAUCCACAGGGAAAUGGCCAGGUGGAGCGGAUGAAUAGGACUUUGCUACACAUGUUGUGAACGUUACCCGAAGUGUACAAGCCUAAUUGGAAGGAUCACGUGAACAAACUAAUACACGCGUAUAAUUGUACGAAGCAUGAAUCUACUGGCUUCUUCCCGUUUUUGCUACUGUUAGGUAGACCACCUCGUCUUCCCAUUGAUUUGAUAUUUAACUUAACAAGAAAAGAAGAAUCAAUCUGUUAUCCAGCUUAUGCCAAUAAAUGGAAGAAAGCAAUUCAGGAAGCUUACCUGUUAGCAUCCAAGUCUGCGGAGAAAGCGGCGUCUAAGAGAAGGAAGCAGAGCGAUAAACGCGUAAGGUUCGAUUGUCCUCUUACCUGGUGA